AUGAACAUGGACAAGGAUAGCCGUGAUGAUUUUACAUUUGCUAAGCUGAGCGACUUGAAGCUGCCGGUCACAUUCAGGAUUUCACAGCUAGAAGGCUUCAGGCGACCUCACGCGUUCACCGAGCUACUGGAGAAGCCUGAGCUAAGGUUUCAUGGAGUUCAACAGUCGCCGGCCCUUUCCGACCUCUAUGUGACCUGCCAACUCGUAGCGGAUAACAAGCCUCUCACAAUCCCGUUCCGGACUUCGUUCAAGGCUUUCACAAAGGACUACACGUGGAACGAAUGGAUCACAUUCCCCAUACGAUAUUGCGACCUCCCGCUGAACUCGCAGAUUACAUUCACUGUCUGGGACAUUGCGGGUCCUCGUGCGGCUGCUCCUGUCGGUGGCUCUACUUUUCGUCUCUUUGGGAAGAAAUGGAGUCUGCGCAGAGGGAAACAUCGUCUUUACUUGUGGCCGGGCCAUGAGGCAGACGGGGCAAAUGAAAGUAGUACCCCAAGCAAGAUGGGAACCCGAGACGAAAUGGGGAGGCUGGAGAAGCUUGUGAAGAAAUAUGAACGGGGAGAUCUGCCAAAGUCAGAUUGGUUGGACACUAUGGCAUUUAGAAGGAUGGAAGAAAUCCAUGCGUCCGAGACCGAGAAGUCUGAGAACCUCUUUCUGUAUAUCGACCUCCCCCGGUUCGACUUUCCUGUCAUUUUCUCUGAAACCGAUUCGUUGAGUACAAGCACAUCUCCUACCCCUGUUAUCCCUGCACCACCAGUGGUUACCGCUGUGUCGUCCGCUUUAGCUGUUGACGCGCACCUAUGGGCCAUUGUCGACCCAGACAUUGCCAAAGAGAACCCUGUCGAAGAUAAACAUCGACGACUCGUGCGAAGCCAUAGAAGCAGCCCGUACGACCGAGAGCUCAAACCUAAUGCAAAGAUCCGUGACGAGCUGAACGAGAUUCUCAACUACGCGCCGAGCCAGCCGUUAACCUCCGAAGAGAAGGAUCUCAUUUGGAAAUUCCGGUUCUAUCUCACAAGAGACAAGCGGGGACUGACCAAGUUCUUGAAAUCCGUGACUUGGCGGGACCCCGCGGAGGUCAAGCAGGCUGUUGAAGAGCUUCUUCCGCAAUGGACUGAAAUCGAUAUCGAUGACGCUCUUGAGUUGCUCGGCCCCAAUACCGUGGAUUCGCGUGUGCGAGCGUAUGCGGUGAAGCAGCUCAGCAAGGCGGAUGACGACGAGCUAUUGUUGUACCUCCUGCAACUUGUUCAAGCCCUCAAGUUUGAGAGCACCGCCAGCGACCAGCGGUCCGCAAGGUCUACUUCAAGCGCGGUAUCAUACGAUGACAGCGGGCUGGCAGACUUUUUGAUUGGACGCGCUGUCCGCAAUCCUUUGUUAGGGAACCGUUUCUAUUGGUAUCUUGUAGUGGAGGUGCAGCUUGAGGACAGGAUCAUGGCCAAGAUGUACGGUCGUGUCGUCUACAAGUUUAUGAACAAGAUUCUCGAGUCUGAAAACGGUGCAGAUCGAAGAGACCUGAUCAAACGCCAGGGAGAACUGGUCGAUACCCUCGCGAAGCGUGCUCGGGAGCUGCGGAUGUCGAAGGAUCCACGACCAAAGAAAAUCGAAAAGUUACGCGCCUUCCUUGCAGACUCGAAGAAUGGCCUGUCGUCGAUGAUGUCCCUCCCGCUCCCUCUGAACGCAAAGGUUGAGAUCGCCGGCAUCGUCUCUGAGAAGUCGUCCGUCUUCAAGUCGAACAUGUUUCCGAUGUUGCUAUACUUCCAUGCGCCUGAUGGUAGCGAGUACCCGAUCAUCUUCAAAGACGGCGACGAUAUGCGCCAAGACCAGCUCGUUAUCCAGAUCUUCACACUCAUGGACCGGCUCCUGCGCAAGGAGAACCUGGAUCUCAAGGUCAGCCCCUACGACGUCCUUGCGACGGGCCCAACGCAAGGCAUGGCACAGUUCAUCCCAAGCAAGACGAUCGCAGCGAUAGUCAGUGAGAACGGGACGUUGUUGAAUUACCUUCGGGCCCACCAUCCAGACGAGGGCAGUGUCGGAACAUAUGGUGUCGAACCUGGGAUCUAUUUGGGCCUGACGGAAAUGAUAGCUGGGUAUUGCGUGAUGACCUACUUGUUGGGCGUUGGAGAUCGACAUCUAGACAAUCUGCUUCUUGCACCUGAUGGUCAUUUCUUCCAUGUUGAUUUCGGAUACAUCCUUGGGCGCGAUCCCAAGCCCUUGGCGCCGCCGGUGAAGGUCUGCAAAGAGAUGGUCGACGCGAUGGGCGGAGUGCAGUCUGUGCACUACGCUCGCUUCAAGAACUUUUGCUUCACAGCGUUCACGAUCCUCCGCAAGAGCGCGAAUCUGAUUCUGAACCUGGCCACGCUCAUGGUCGACGCGAAUAUCCCGCACAUCAAGCAUCGUGAUGUGCACGAGCAGGUGCUCGGCAAGUUCUGCCUUGAGAUGACAGAAGAGCAAGCGAUCGAGCAUUUUGAGAAGCUGUUGAACGACAUCUCUCCGUUUACGGUCGUACUCGACAGGAUGCAUGACUGGGCACAGUACUGGAGGAGUUAG
Phanerochaete carnosa HHB-10118-sp is the source of this 2547-nucleotide messenger RNA. RefSeq lists its product as uncharacterized. Gene Ontology annotation, biological process: autophagosome assembly; autophagy of peroxisome; phosphatidylinositol-3-phosphate biosynthetic process. Gene Ontology annotation, cellular component: membrane; endosome; cytoplasm. The record is from RefSeq and is a predicted model, not a curated record. Lineage: Eukaryota; Fungi; Basidiomycota; Agaricomycetes; Polyporales; Phanerochaetaceae. Bases 1 to 2547 code for a protein of 848 amino acids. The transcript is spliced from 13 exons. Gene Ontology annotation, molecular function: 1-phosphatidylinositol-3-kinase activity.